Messenger RNA from Rhagoletis zephyria (snowberry fruit fly), 4856 nucleotides. RefSeq names its product leucine-rich repeat, immunoglobulin-like domain-containing kekkon 1 protein (gene kek1). The record is from RefSeq and is a predicted model, not a curated record. Gene Ontology annotation, molecular function: protein binding. NCBI's taxonomy places the organism in Eukaryota, Metazoa, Arthropoda, Insecta, Diptera, Tephritidae.
CACACACACACACACACACACACAUAAUGGUUCAAUUCAUCGCGCACCAACAGCUGCAUGGAGCGCACCAAAAUCCUGCUGACUCUGAGCGACUUAUGUUUGGAGUAACAUACAUACGUACGUGUAUGGGCUAGCCAGUUUGCUCCACUGCCAUGGCAUUGAUUCGUACUCCAUCCGGUUCGUCGCUACCAUCGGCGGCGCUGUCGUUGUGCUAACUAGUAUAGCGCAUUUUGAGUUUGCGUUCAAUUCAUUUUUCUUCAGUCCACGACGAUUAACCAUGACGAACGGUUGGGUGUAUUCGUAAAGGCGGCGUUAUAAAAUUAUUAAUGUCAAUUUGAAUGUGAAAUCAUAAUACAAGUGUGCACAUUAAUGUUGCUAAAAAUUUUAAAAUUCGUCAACAUAAAGGCAAUAAAUAAUUUGCAAAUGAAGUGAACCACAGAAAUUACAAGGAAACAACACUUAAGGUGAAAAAGAAACGAACAGUUGGAUAAGUGUGAAAAUUUCAAUAAAAAAUAUACACAUCGGUACGCGUUGAUUGAAAAUUUUUGCUGUGAGGAAUUUUGAAGAUUUUCGUGAAUUUUCGUGUAAGUGUAUGUUACUGAAUGAAAUAGACGACAGCAUGUCGAAGUAAAAAAUCGUUAAAUGCGAAAUUGUGCCAAACGAAGCAAAACUAGCCGAAGCUGCGAGGCAAAUAGACUGGCAGGCCGGCAGGCUGUUAGGCAGUCCGUUAGCCAGUCAACAAGCUGAUAAAGUAAAGCCGCGCAUCCUUUUUCGGGCAAUGAAUUUUGCAACACGCUUACAUACGUCGGCGAGAGUGACAGCGCCUGCAUUGAAACUACAAAGCGGAUGUGAAAAUUCCGCUUCUAUCAGUGGGUAGUAGAGUAUGCGUUGCAUUUGUGAUUUUCUGGAUGUGUGCAUUUGGAAAAAAAAACAAAGAAAAAAUUACAUGCACCAAAUCGCUAGAACAAACGUAAUUGUGCGCGCGGCAGGAGGUACAUCAUAUUUAGAAAAUAAUUUGUACGAACAACAACACAGCAAAGUGAAGUGAAAUAGAGUUUCGCGUAAUGUAAAAAAAAUAAAUAUCGACUGCAUAGAAUUUUAGUUGUCGAAAAUAGACAGUGUUUGGUGUGAGCGCAAAUCUUAGCGUUUAAAGCUUUUGGUGGUUAGUGAAAACGAUACAUUAAAGUUCAGGCGUACGACUGAAUUGCGUGCAGAACAUUUUGAGUGGAAAGAUAUUAAUAAUUAAUUAAUAUUCAAGAAAGUGUAGACACUGAGCCUCACGUUCAGUGAAAAGCUCACGCAAAGGUAAAAACUAAUACAAAAAACUACUACUUCAGAAAAAAAACCGGCAAAAAAAUGCAGCGACUAGAAAAGUAUAUAGCUUGUCGCAUAUCCUACUAAGACUGCAGGUAGAAAGAAACAGUUCACAUAUCAAGUGGCAAAAAAAAGAAAGCAAUACAUACAACACAAUAAAAGAGACGCAUGUCUCCCAAAUACAACUAACUGAAAUUGCAUAUCUCGCAAACUCUGCACCGCAAACAACCUUCGCCGAGCAGUAUAUCCUUUCAAUGAAGAUACUCAAUAUGCACUCAUGUGCACUAAAAAAGUCCUAAACUCAACUAACUACCAUACGUAACAGCUGAGUCGGCGAUUAAAAAUCGGAAAAAAAUGCAAAAUCAACAAAAACCACUCUACAUCACCUGCCGCUACAGGCCAAGGCAGCAGCGCUCACAUCGACAUACACAUCCAUUUCACCUCUGCCGGAAGUCACUGUCGAAAACAACACAUAACCGCAUCAAAUUUCCUAACUCAAUUCGCUUGCUGCCACCACUGUGGCCACAUCUACUCAUCUCGCUACUGCUACUCAUCGGCCAGCCACCUGUGUCGCUGGCCACACGCUAUAAUCGCCAAAGUUCGGGUCAUAUUUCGUAUGGCGCCGCAAGUGGCGGCAAUAGUCUUACUACGCCACACUUUCCCCUCGAUGCCACCAAUACCGUGUACGCAGGUGGCGCUGUCGGCAAGCAUCACGCCGCCAACAUCAACAACGAUGUGUACUCGGUGGCCGACAGCCAGGCCAUGACCGACGACUAUAUGGCGCAGUUCGGUAAGCCACCUGCACCACCAUCACCGCCAGCAGUACUUCCCCCACCACCGGCAGUACUGUCACCAGUUUUACCACCACCAUAUCACACGCACUCGCACGUGCCCGCUGCGGACAACACGUUAAUCAUACAUCAGCAGCCACAGCUGAGCAGCUGUCAGACGGUGUGUGCGUGCAAGUGGAAGGGCGGAAAGCAGACGGUGGAGUGUAUUGACCGGCAGCUCAUACAAAUACCCGAGAAUAUCGAUCCGUCAACACAGGUGUUGGACAUGUCGGGCAAUAAGCUGCAAACGCUGUCGAAUGAGAAAUUCAUACGCGCAAAUUUGUUGAACUUACAGAAAUUGUAUUUGCGCAGCUGCAAGAUAGGCGAAAUUGAGCCGGAAACAUUUAAGGGUCUCACCAAUCUGGUCGAACUGGAUUUGUCACAGAAUUUGUUGGUAGUGGUGCCUUCGCUGGCACUCAGUUAUAUCUCCUCGCUGCGCGAAUUGACGCUCGCUUCCAAUCACAUACACAAGAUCGAGUCUAACUCGUUCGCCAGUACGCCUGCGCUACACAAGCUGGAUCUGUCGCACUGUGACAUACAGUCCAUAGCGCCACUAGCCUUCGAUGGUCUGGAAGGUCUGACGCUGCUGCGCUUGAACGGCAACAAGCUGAGUGUGUUACUGCCACGCACGAUCGAGACCCUGAGCAAGCUGCACGGCAUCGAGCUGCACGACAAUCCGUGGCUCUGCGAUUGUCGCAUGCGUGAUGCGAAACUAUGGUUGACGCAGAAGAACAUACCUUAUCCGGUGGCACCACUGUGCGCAGGUGGACCCGAGCGAAUAAUAGAUCGCACCUUCUCUGACCUGCAGGUCGAGGAUUUUGCCUGCCGGCCAGAAAUGUUGCCCAUCAGCCAUUAUGUGGAGGCGACAAUGGGUGAGAAUGCUUCGGUGGUGUGUCGCGCAAAAGCUAUUCCAGCUGCCGUCAUGAAUUGGUAUUGGAAUGGUAGGCUACUAGCGAACAACAGCGCAUUCAGUUCCUAUCAACGCAUACAUAUCUACGAGAGUGGACACUUCGAGAAACAUUCGCGUUUAGUGAUAACAAAUGCACAGGAAACGGACUCCAGUGAAUUUUACUGCGUUGCGGAAAACCGUGCAGGCACUGCGGAGGCCAACUUCACGUUACAUGUGAGUAUGCGUGCCGCAGGCAUGGCGUCGUUAGGCAGCGGACAAAUUGUUGGCCUUAGCGCGGCGUUGGUAGUGUUGAUCGUAUGCAUUUUGCUGGCGGUUAUGUUCCUGCUCAUGCGUGUCAAGCGUCAGCCGUACACCGAAAGCAAGACGCCCAACCACAUGGAGGUGGUGACGAGUGGCAAUCAUCAGAAUUCUGUAACGAACAAGCAGCAACCUAUAAACGGAAAUGGAAACAUGGGGGGCGUAGUUAUUGUCAAUGGCGACGUACCUAAUUAUAUUGACGCAGCUUGCUCAUUGGAACGAAAGAGCAGUGCAGCGAUGGCGGCGAAUGAGGCGGGCUUUGCCAACCCUGUGCAGAAACCACCGCGCCUCACCGAUCUGCCAUACUCCGCAACUGGCUAUGACAAUAAUGGCAGCGUACUAUCCACGGCACCCUGCUUUCUCUCGCCCACGGCGUCGGCUGGCAAUAACCCAGAUCUCAUUAAUGACACAAAACGUUACGGCAGUGAUGAAUUCGUCGAUUUAAGAAUACCAGCAAUAUUGACGGCAAAUUUGGGCACCGAACUGGGCAACUCGAGUGGUGAAUACAGUCGCGCGGGUGGUUGUGAUUCACUGUACCCCUCGGGCUUGUGGGAGAAUUCGCCUACGGGCAACUCCUCUGCCGACGACCUCUACCUGAAGCGUUAUACUGAUAAGACGCCUAUCAUGGAGUCACACCAACUUUACGACUUGCAUGAACGCACCGUCGACUACUUCAGCAAAACAUUCCCGCGCACGCACUAUAACAACUUACAGCUCACCGGUGGAUUGGCGCCCACCAAUAGUAAUGAAACAGUUGGCUCCAAUGGUAUGCUGCACAAUCCCUCCACCUCGUCGGCAGCGAUGCUGCAUAACUCAAAUGGCGGUGGUUUGGGUGGCACGAGUGGCGGUGGUACGCAUUCGACGGCUUCAACAACCACCACUAAUCUUUCGGGUUCGUCCAGCGCUGGUAUUAGCGCCGGCGGCGGCGGCUAUCCCAACGACUACGGCCUACCACUGGUACCAGGCGCGGAACACCAACACAAUCAUCACCUACAAAUGCAUCCACUGCAACAGUUGCAGCAACAUAUGUCAGCGGCAGCGGCGAGUCAACACGGUAGCGUUAGCGGCAGCAAUCAUAGUAGCCCACAUUUCACCAGCAGAACACUACCGCGAUUACAUGAGCACAACAGCAGCGGUAGUAGUAGUGCUGGCGCUGGACUUACUAGCUCAAGAUCAUCACCCACGCCUACGGCAGCGGCAGCGGCAGCGGCGGCGGCAGGCACACUGUCGACGACUGUGAAGCAGAACGCAACGGGGCAAGCGCACACCUCGAUACUACCGAACGGACAACCGGUGAACGCCAAAACAUUACGCGUGUGGCAGAAGGGUGGUGUGCCAGUGUUGCCGCCAGUCACCGCGCUGAAGCGAGCGCUAACGAGCACUAAUCGCAACUCACCGGACGAGGGUUAUCAGGAGGGUUGCGGUACGGAUGUGUAAAAUCAGCGAGCGAACGGUGGGACAGCGGAGUCCUCAUGCGCUGUAGACUAAUAAGAAGACUUGCAAUU